This is a messenger RNA of Meriones unguiculatus (Mongolian gerbil), 364 nucleotides long. RefSeq names its product keratin-associated protein 6-5. The record is from RefSeq and is a predicted model, not a curated record. The transcript has a single exon. Gene Ontology annotation, biological process: keratinization. Bases 57 to 293 code for a protein of 78 amino acids. NCBI's taxonomy places the organism in Eukaryota, Metazoa, Chordata, Mammalia, Rodentia, Muridae.
AGACUCAACUCACCUACACUCCUCUCUACCCAAGAACAACCUCAACAACCAACACCAUGUGUGGCUACUACGGAAACUACUAUGGCGGCAGAGGCUAUGGCUGCUGUGGCUAUGGAGGCCUGGGCUAUGGCUAUGGAGGUCUGGGCUGUGGCUAUGGCUCCUGCUAUGGCUCUGGCUACCGUGGACUGGGCUGUGGCUAUGGCUGUGGCUAUGGCUAUGGCUCACGGUCUCUCUGUGGCUGUGGCUAUGGAUGUGGUUCUGGCUAUGGAUCUGGAUUUGGAUACUACUACUGAAGACACCAUGGGUGACUCUCAUCUUCUCCAAUUGGGACCUUAAGACUCAACCAGUUCUGAACCCUACAUGU